Molecule: messenger RNA, 2080 nt
Organism: Stereum hirsutum FP-91666 SS1
Lineage: Eukaryota; Fungi; Basidiomycota; Agaricomycetes; Russulales; Stereaceae
Exons: 10
Coding region: 1-1821 (606 amino acids)
Molecular function (GO): protein binding
Source: RefSeq, a predicted model, not a curated record
AUGGCUCCUGCAAAACGUAAGAACAAGGGCAAGGGUAAGGGUAAGUCCAAACCUGAACCCGCGCAGAAGCCUGCUGGCAGCGCGCCGACGAGGAAGGGGAAAGCCAGUCCUAGUACUAGUACUAGUAAGUCGGAUACCAAAGAUGUAGAAGACCAUAAACCUCCGGCGAAACGUGCUAAGAAAGCACCAGCCAAGAAUGUGAAGGCGACCACCAAUGGACCACCUAGAAGACUGCAAGGCCGCCUGAAGAAUCUUCCAACGCUCCCACUUGAUAUGCUCUCUGAGAUUUUUAGCCAUCUUCAUCCAAAGGACCUUGUCACUCUCUCACGUGUCUCGAAGGCAUUCCGACAAAUCUUGAUGGAUAAAAGUAUCAAAUGGCUCUGGAAGCGUACAUGGAAGAGUUUCGUUGAGGUAGGGGUACCUAUAUGCCCAGAAGAUAUUGCAGAGCCUCGUUGGGCGAACCUGCUCUUUGGCGGUGCAAUCUGUCAUUCGUGCGCUGUCUCGAGGGUCAUUACGAUCGACUUUGCUUUGCGGCGUAGGAUCUGCAACUAUUGUCUCAAUGAAUACCUUGUGGACUCAGUCGAGGACGAUCCGGAGGUGCGCAUUACUUCGAAAAUGAUGGAUGAUCUGAUGAUUGUCUGUCUGCCGUGCGCACAAUUCAAUCCUCGGGAUGAGAAGGGAGUGGUGUUAGAAGGCGACUUUUGGUGGGACGAGGACGUCAUCAAGCUCAAGGACGAAGUCGAAGUUCUCAUUCGUGAUGUUGCGACCGAAGAUAUCGACACAGUUCUGGAGAGUUUCAAACAAUCAAAGGAGAUCGAAGCGGCAAAAUUUUCUUCACACGCGGAGGAAUGUAGCCAGUGGUAUGAUCGCACGCAGAAGGAGCGCUACCAUGCAAAGAAAAGGAGGAGCCAACAGCGAUAUUUAGACAUCCGGGACCGUUGUCUUUCUUUGGGGUAUGAGGUGAGGGACGUUGCUACCGUUGCUGAGCAUCCCAGGGUAUGCUCUGAUAUACCAUUGACCGAUGCGUCUUGGGCCCGCACUUUUCCUCUCAUCCAAGCUGAUUUAGAUCGGGCCAAAGACUCAAGGCUUGCACGUCGACAGCAGAGGCGCGAUGCAUGUUGGGAAAUCCUUGCUUCUGGGCUGAAAACUUAUCGUCAAAAAUUCAUCAAAGUAGACGCCGCGUGUCUCCCUCAGAACGAGGAUAUCAACGAAUUCAAGAAGCUGCGUGAGUGGAUCGACGACAACGAAGGAAUUCCAACGAGCGCCGACAGGGCUUAUCGCUUCCUCAAGUCGAUGGCCAAUGAGCUCAACGCCUGGGGUGCACAGAGGAGGGCCAGUAUUCUUGCUCUCAAUGGUUUGAAUAAUUCGGGUUUGGAACUCGCGACGACCGUGUUCUCCCGUUCGCGCUCGAGUUUCCCGUCGCUCGUACUCCUACACGAGGAGGAAGUAUUUUCCUGUCGGGGCCCAAUGCCCAAGGACCUGCCUACCCUGGACACUACGGCACAGGCCGCCGUUUUGUCGAUCCUGGACAUACUCAAACUUGAUCGCGUCACGACUACUAAAUGGGCGUUGGACUGCCUCAAAUGUGAAUUCCUCUGUCUGAACUGUCCAGCAGAGCUCCCCAGACGACAAGGUCGCCAUAAGUUCCAUCAUGAACCGAGAAUACCCCUGACAUGGAGAAACGCUGUCAACCACCACUUGGCCUGGUCCCAGGUAAAGCAGGCGGGUCACGACGUUCCACGAUGGGAACUCCUAGAAGAGGACGCGAAGGAUGAUGCCCAUAGCGGGUCCGAAGAUUAUGCUUCUGAAGAUUCCGAGUAACUUCGUGCUUCAAAGCUUCAAGCCGGGGCCGCGAUUUGCCCUAUUCGGUUCAGGAUUUCCAGGCAGCGCGUCAUCAUCAAUGUUACAAGAAUAGUAGUUGGCAUCCGAACAUUUCCUUCCCGAGAUGGGUUCAGUUCGUGUAGUAGACGUUCAAUAUCCGCGUGUUUGUUGUCUACAGUCCGGCAUUUGAGAGCCUGUCUAUCAAGCGUAUUCUUCACUUCAUUUGUACUAUUUACACACAGAGAAUAUUCAUUCUGAG